This is a messenger RNA of Ceutorhynchus assimilis (cabbage seed weevil), 3057 nucleotides long. NCBI's taxonomy places the organism in Eukaryota, Metazoa, Arthropoda, Insecta, Coleoptera, Curculionidae. The record is from the annotation of a GenBank genome assembly.
AUGAAACAGUCACUUUUAAUUAAAAAACCACAUGGCCUGAAAAAAGAAUAUCUGCUAGAACUCAACAAAAAUUUAGCGACGAACGCAAAAAACCUUCAAAAUGUAAAGUCAGAUGUUACCAUGAGGAAAAUGCGGUCAGAAGUUUUAUCGUCUAUGGAUAGGCACAAAAAUGAUAUUUUAGACUUAAUUUUAAUGCAAAAGGAGCACCCCGAAUAUAUUAAAGAAGUGUCUGUCCCUUUCAAUAUCAAAGUAUAUAGUAUCGAACAACUACAAGUACUCAAAAAAGAAUCUAAAAAUCUAAGUUUACCUAUAGUUCAUUUCGAUGCCACUGGCACAGUGGUAAGAAAACCUGAUCCUUCCUUUAAAAGAAUUUAUUUUUAUUCGGCAGUUAUUCAAGCGCCAAAAGCAAAUAGGAUCUUUCCAAUUUUUUCCAUGGUAUCAUCUAUACACGAUUCUAACACAAUCUUUAAACUAUUUAAUGACUUUAGAUUUUUUUGUGAACAUCAUAACUUUUGGCCUGCUUUUUCCAAAAUCGUAACAGAUUUUUCUUUUGCCAAUCUGCACGCCAUGUGUAAAUCACUAAACCGAUGCUCUUUGUCAGAGUAUUUAAAUAAAUGCUACGAACUUCUUACGGAUUCUAAUAAAUCGUACUUGGAUUUAAUCCAAGUUCAUUUAUGUUGCGCACAUUUUAUGAAAAUGGUGUCCAACGACGUGGAUAAGAUAAGUACUAAUUUCGAACAAACAUUUUAUUUUAAAGAUUUGAUAGCUAUUGCUAUUCAAACAUACAAUUUGCAAGAUUUUGAUGAAUACGUAAGAAAUUUGGCCAUAGUUAUGAAUUCAAAGUUUUUAAACGACUAUGUCGCAAGUGCAAUGGAUCAACUCUCAACUACAAACUCAUUAAAAAAAAGAAGUUCUCUACAGGAUCUUAUUUCGAAUGAUUUGGGAAUUCCAGCAGAACUGGAAGAUAAUUUGGAAGAAGGUUUACAUAAGAGUAGUCCUUUCUUUAAGAGAUAUUUUAGCAUUUUAAUAAAUAUUAGAGAAAAUUGCUCAGAUUCUGGUCCAACUAACAUUUUUUAUAACCCUCAUAUGUAUAAUCAUAUCUUAAACAAGUACGUGCCUUUAAGUCCGUUAUGGACAGGUUUACUUCUUGACGAAGACACGCGACUCAGUAAUGCACCAGCUGAAAAUUAUUUUUGUCAAGUAAAAUUAAACAUCUUAGACUCAAAGAAGAACUUGAAAUGCUCUAGAUUCCUUAGACUAUUAAGAAAAGACGUUCUCGCUUUGAAAGUCGAGUCUGAUUUAGGGAUACCCAAAAAUCGUUUAACAAAAUUGUAUGCCGAAAGCGAACAGGGCUCUCAAGAACGAUGGGAAAAAAAAAGGAAAAAGGUGGAUACGCAUUUUGAGGGCAGAUUUUUGAAAACAUUCAAUAAACCUAAAACCGACGACCCCUGUGACGACCUAACCGACCACCAAAAUAAUAAUUAUUAUUCAAACAAUACUUAUGACGAAAAUAAUUUUGUAAAUGAGUGUCGAUCAUUUCUCGAAAAAAUAUCUUUGAGCAAGUUUCAAAAACUCCGCCUAGAAGAAAUGACCAGAAGUCAAGGAAAUUCUCAACUUUGGAAAGAAGAGCGGCGUAUUCGAGUUACAUCUUCAUUUUUUGGCAGAAUAUGUAAAGCAAAAAAUGAAGACUCAUACGAAACCAUUGUGAAAAGUAUUUUGUGCCCUAAGGAACUUAAUGUCCCAGCUGUUAAAUAUGGUUUGUUAAAUGAAGAUGUAGCUCGAAAAACCUACAGCCACAAAUUUAAAGUGAACGUCGCCAGCGCUGGUUUGUUCAUACAUUCCAAAUACCCUUUUAUUGCGGCGUCACCUGAUGGGUUAGUUGGAGACUCAAAAAUCAUCGAAAUUAAAUGUCCCUAUAAGAUCAGAGAUUUCGACCCCAAUUCAUGUGACUUAGAUUUUCUUGAUACAACUAACGAGAACAUAAACAAAAAACAUACUUACUAUUAUCAGAUUCAAGGUGCGCUAGAAAUUACAGACAGACCACAAUGUGACUUGGUGAUAUUUUCAAAAAAAGGUCUAAAGUUGGUCGAAGUUGAGCGUUCAAAUGAUUUUUGGCAAGGUGUUAAAGACAAAUUAAUUGAAUUUUAUAUGAAUCACUUGCUCCCACGAAUUAUUUUUCCCAAUGUAAACUUAAAUAAACAGCAGAAAAAAUGGGUUACAGUAAAGUCACUUUCAUUUUUUAAUAAUGGGUUAGUAAUAAAUACCAAUUAUUACAAAAAACUAAAAAAUGAAAGAGAGUAUCCUGUAACUUAUCUAGAAAAUAUUGAAGGUACAAUAAAGCAAAUCACUAUUGACGAUUAUUUGUCAUUAAAUGAUAAACAACAAUUACAUAGCUUCAUUAUAGACCAUUGUUUUUUUUUAUUUGAUAAAACUAAGGAGUAUCAAAUAUUUUCUGUGGAGCAGUCCUCCAUUAUUUUUGGGGACAGAAGUGAUAUUUUACCAUCUUUUUACAACAACAUUAAAUUUACAAAGGACAAAGUAGCGAUGCCUUUUGAAAAAGGCAAUCACUAUUUGCUUAUUUUAAUUCAUUUUGAAAAACAAGAAUUCAUUCUUCUUGAUCCUGUGGGACACGAAAAUGUACUAGCAGGCAAAUACUUCAAAAAAAUUAAGGAAGUUAUUUUUAGGCCUAAAAAUAUUAACUUGAGGUGGAACUUGAAAACGGAAAGUCACAUAACACAAACAGAUGGUUACAACUGUGGAGUAUAUAUUAUAUACUUUUUUCAUCAAGUUGUAAAUAAUUUAAAUCUUAUGGAUCCGAUUCCAAAUUUGUUAGCCUAUAGAAAUAAUUUAAAAUAUCUUCUAUUAGAGAAUUCAAGUUCACUAAAGAAUCUUUGUUUCUAUUGUAAUAGUAUUGUGGAAAAUGCUUGCUUUAAAUGCAAUUGUUGCCACCGUGUUACCCAUUUUAAAUGUAUUUUGAGCCAAAAAGACAUUGACAAUAACAUUGCAAUGAAAGAUAGAACAAUAAAUAAUAUCUGUGAUUUAUGUAGACUUAACUAG